Molecule: messenger RNA, 7683 nt
Organism: Solea senegalensis (Senegalese sole)
Lineage: Eukaryota; Metazoa; Chordata; Actinopteri; Pleuronectiformes; Soleidae
Gene: scube1
Product: signal peptide, CUB domain, EGF-like 1
Exons: 23
Coding region: 64-3126 (1020 amino acids)
Biological process (GO): signal transduction
Cellular component (GO): cell surface
Molecular function (GO): calcium ion binding
Source: RefSeq, a predicted model, not a curated record
UGUAAAGCUCAGUCAGUCAGUCAGUCAGUGUGUCUGUCUGUGGAAAAGCUCGCUUGACUCAGCAUGGGACGCUUCUCUCGGGACGUUUGUUUGUUUCUCUUGGUCAUAAACAGUUGCAGGAUGAUGCUGGACACUGUGGCGCUCUCAGAUGCAGACGAGUGUGCCGAGGGUUCAGAUGACUGUCACAUCGAUGCCCUCUGCCAGAACACGCCAAAGUCCUACAACUGCAUCUGCAAGCCGGGCUACAAGGGAGACGGCAAACAGUGUGAGGACAUGGAUGAGUGUGAGAACGACUACAAUGGGGGAUGUGUCCAUGAAUGCAUCAACAUACCAGGAAACUACAGGUGCACCUGCUACGAUGGAUUCAUGCUGGCUCAUGAUGGACACAACUGCAUGGAUGUGGACGAGUGUCUGGACAACAAUGGCGGAUGCCAGCAAGUGUGUGUCAACACCAUGGGGAGCUACGAGUGUCAGUGCACAGACGGCUUUUUCCUCAGUGACAACCAGCACACCUGCAUCCACCGCUCUGAUGAUGGCAUGAACUGCAUGAACAAGGACCACGGCUGUGCCCACAUCUGCAGAGAGGCUCCGGGCAAAGGUGGGGUGUCAUGCGAGUGCCGCCCCGGCUUUGAACUGGCCAAAAACCAGAAAGACUGUACAUUGACGUGUAACUAUGGAAACGGGGGCUGCCAGCACACCUGUGAUGACACGGACACAGGGCCGGUGUGCGGCUGCCACCAGAAAUACGCUUUGCACUCAGACAGCAAGACCUGCAUUGAGAAAGAUGAGGCUGCAAUUGAGAGCUCUGAGUUCAAUGCCACGUCAGUAGCUGAUGUGGACAAGCGGGUGAAACGGCGGCUACUUAUGGAAACCUGCGCCGUUAACAACGGUGGCUGUGACAGGACGUGUAAAGACACAGCCACAGGGGUGCGCUGCAGCUGCCCAGUGGGAUUCACCCUGCAGCCUGAUGGGAAAACGUGCAAAGACAUCGAUGAAUGCCAGGAGAACAACGGAGGCUGCGAUCACUUUUGCAGGAACACAGUGGGCUCCUUCGAGUGCAGCUGUCAAAAAGGCCACAAACUGCUCACAGACGAACGCACAUGUCAAGACAUUGACGAGUGCUCCUUUGAGAGAACCUGUGACCACACCUGCAUCAACUACCCUGGCAGCUUCGAGUGCGUGUGCAACAAAGGAUACAUCCUGUACGGCCUGACUCACUGUGGAGACAUAGAUGAGUGCAGCAUCAACAACGGGAGCUGUGAGUUUGGCUGCAGUAACACUCAGGGCAGCUACGAGUGUGUGUGUCCACUGGGACAAAAACUCCACUGGAACAGGAAAGACUGCAUCGAGGCGGUGAAAUGUCUGCCCAAUGGGAAGCCAGCGCCCCGUGCCCAGUUGACCUGCACGAAAAAUGGAGGGGCGGAGGUUUGCUCGCUCUCCUGCCCUUCCAACGCACUCUUCCUUGCAGACUCAGAGAACAGCUACACACUAAGCUGCGGAGUGCCAGUCCAGCCCAGUAAAGCUCCACCUCAGAAGAGGAAUACCACCACUGCCUUACCCACCUGUGCCGACACACUGGCUCCGCCCAUCAAGCAGAAGGCCAGAUUCAAGAUCAAAGAUGCCAAGUGCCACCUGAGGCCCCGCAACAAAGAGAAACACAGAGAUUCAUCCAGGCAGAACCUACAAGGAGGCCAGUUCCCCUGCACUGACGACUGCCAGGUGACGUUUGUCAAUCUUAAAUGUGACUCAUCGAAGAAGCGGCGUCGAGGACGCAAAUCCCCUUCAAAAGAGGUUUCGCACAUCACAGCUGAGUUUGAGAUGGAGAUGAAGGAGGAGGAAGCCUCAGACUCGUGUAAUGUGGACUGCGUGCGCGAGAGGGUAAAGCAGAAGCUGCAGAGCGCCAUGCGGACACUCAGGAAGUCCAUCAACAAACAGCAGUUCUACAUCCAGUUCUCUGGGACAGAAUACGAAGUGGCCCAGAAACCAUCCAGAGCACCAGAGGGCGCUGAGGCCUGCAGUACCGGCCAAGUGUUACGAGAUGGGAAGUGUGUGAGCUGUGCUGUGGGGACGUACUACAGUGGAGAGCAGGAGCAGUGUGUCCAGUGUCCUCCAGGGACGUACCAGGACACGGUGGGUCAGCUGUCCUGUGAGCCGUGCCCCAGCACGGAUGGACAGAGUGUCGCUGGAGCCAAGAAUGUGUCUCAGUGUGGAGGUCAGUGUCCAGCAGGUCACUUCUCUGCUGACGGCUUCCGUCCAUGCCGUCCAUGUGUGCUGGGCUCGUACCAGCCUGAGCCAGGCCGAGUGCUCUGCUUCCCGUGUGGAGGAGGCCUCAUGACCAAGUACGAAGGAUCAAUGUCUUUCAGGGACUGUGAGGCCAAAGUUCACUGUGCUCCUGGACACUACUACAACUCCAGUACCCACCGUUGUAUCCGCUGUCCGGUCGGAACCUACCAGUCUGAGUUUGCGCAAAACUACUGCAUCACCUGCCCCGGGAACACCACCACUGACUUUGAUGGUGCCACCAACGUCUCUCACUGCAAAAACCAGCUGUGUGGAGGUGAGCUAGGAGAGUACACAGGCUACAUUGAGUCUCCUAACUACCCUGGAGAUUAUCCCUCCAAUGUGGACUGUGUCUGGACCAUUAACCCACCACACAAGAGGCGGAUCCUCAUUGUAGUACCAGAGAUCUUCCUCCCCAUGGAGGAUGAGUGUGGAGAUGUACUGGUCAUGAGGAAGAGUGCCCUGCCCACCUCCAUCACCACCUACGAGACGUGUCAGACCUAUGAGCGGCCCAUCGCCUUUACCUCUCGCUCUCGUAAGCUCUGGAUCCAGUUCAAGUCCAAUGAGGGCAACAGUGGCAAAGGCUUCCAAGUUCCAUAUGUAACCUACGAUGAGGAUUACCAGCAGCUGAUAGAGGACAUAGUACGAGAUGGCAGACUAUACGCCUCUGAGAACCAUCAGGAGAUACUGAAGGACAAGAAGCUGAUAAAAGCCUUGUUUGACGUACUGGCUCACCCCCAGAACUACUUCAAAUACACGGCACAGGAGUCCAAAGAGAUGUUUCCUCGCUCCUUCAUCAAGCUGCUGCGCUCCAAAGUCACCAGAUUCUUACGACCGUACAAAUAGACUGACCCUCUCCCCCUUACUGUUCCGUGAAAGACCCUCAUCAUCCCAUAUCAUUCCAGCUCCCCUGCCUGGAUCAAAUCAUCGAUGUGCCCGUGACUUAACAUCUUGGUAUUUUAUAUUUGUCCUCAAUUUGUCACAUGUAGCCUUUCCUCAUCUUUGACCCAUUUAUGUAGUAAUAUAUGAUUAACCCAGCCCCCUCCUCUUCGUGCUGCUUUUUCUCUAAGGUUUGACUGAUAUGGGUUUUGAAAGGCCAGUAUUAAUAAUUUAAUAAGGUUGUGGAAGAACCAUGACAUAUUGUGUGUGUGUAUAUAUUGUUUUAAAUUUGACACUUGAUUGUUGAAUUCAAAAAUUCAAUACAGAUUUAAGAAUUUCUAACCAAAUCAAAAAUAUAGUCUUUACAGUGAUAUAUACUUUACUAUGGAUUUCAAAACAAUGAUAUAAAUAAAUCACUGUCACUGUAUCUUCAGACACAGCACUGAUCUCACACGAGGCCUCAUCAGGUUUUACCAUUACACAAAGUUAAAGCAGACAAAAUUACUCUUAUAAAAUGCCAUUUUUCUCCAUUAUGCAUCAUAAAUCACUCUACAGAAGUGGUAUGGAGCAGCAGUCAGAUGAAUGUUGGGAAAUGAAUACCUUUUUAAGGUGGCAACUCAAAGGUCCAGUGUGUAGAAUUCAGACAUUGAAUACAAUAUUUAUAAUUAUAUGUCAUUGAGUUAUUCUUACCUUGAAACCUUUAAAGUGAACUAGGAGUGGGUCCAUGGAGUCUCUCAUGUUGUACCACCAUGUUUGUACAAUAGCCCUGAAUGGACAGAUUUAAAGUGAUGUUUCCUGAAGGCCACCAUAGUUUCUUAUAUACACAUGGGUGGAGACAAUUAUCCAAAAGAUCAUGUAGGCUCAAAAUCUGGCAACUUUACUUUGACAUAUGAAAUCUACACAGAUUUGAUAGUUAGCAUUUUGAUGAAGCAUACCUGUUAGCUCUCUUCUCUUGCUAAUAGUGCACUGACAUACUUGCUGGAAGCGUCUGUUGAAAUGCUGCCUAGUUACUUUUAGUCACAUGUGACUGAACCACAGUGUAGUUCAGACACAGGUGACUGGGUCCCCUGCUUGCACUGGAGAAGCUAAGAAAUCCUUAACUUUCCAAGCAGCAGUGGAAGUGCAAGAGACAUUUUUAUGUCUAAAACAGCAAACUGCCCAAAAGAAGGUUUACCAUUUUUUACCUCAUGCUGGCGGCUUUGUUGAACAGAGUGCACCCCCAAAACAUCUUGCAUCACUUUGGCAACUUCCACAAAGUUGGCCUUGACAUGAUACUGAUUUAGCAGUUUCUUACAUCUGCCUCCAGCACAUGUAUGUGUGAUUUAUUAAGUAUAAAUCAUCCAUAAAGCAUUCAUGAAAUUCAUUGCUUAAUAGAGUGUAAAGUGUGAACGCUAAUUUGGGGGUUGGUGUUUUUUUUUUACUCUUUCUUGAUUGGGUGUUGUGACUCCUGGUCCACACUGAUCCUCAUAAAGGCAGAUACUUGUUUGAACCCGAAGACAUAGCCUGUCUUUAUGUUAGCUUGGCUAACGAUUGGAGGCCUCCUUUCCACCUGGCAUUAGAAUACAUUUUCUGUGAUCAGAUAGCGAUUGAAGCAGGGGAAGAAGAUCUCGUUGCAUUGCACUUUUGCAAUCCACGCUUGGGUGUAUAUACACCUGUACUUACAUGUGGUCAGGCGGUAUUCAAUUGCAAUCCGAUCACAGAAAACACAUUUCAAUGCCAGGUGUAAAGGGGGCUGUAGUGUUGCAACAGGGCAGAUGAGGGCUGAGAGAGGGCCUUCAAAAUCAACCUAUUACAUUAGUCCACAACAACAACAAUUUAGUGAGAACCACCUUAAAUGUUAUGAUUUUUUUGUGCUUUUAAUCUGUAAAGAUUUAGUAACAUUAGUCAUUUAAGGAUACAGUAAAGUGUUUGUCCAGUAUUAAAUAAAAGGCCAGUAUCAGCAAACGCAUAUGUCAGUCAAACCCAAUUUCUGCGUACUUGAUAUUAUAUGUUCUAUUCUUCUAAUGGUGCGUUCCAUUUGUAGUCGGAGCUCUGGAUUUAUAACUCAGAUCAACCUCACAUAGUUAGGAUUCCAAAAGGGCUGCCACUGUGCAAACACUGUUGCUUUUAUUGUUAAUAGCACUUCUGUCACAUAGGUUUCAGUGUCAGUGUGCACCAAAUUCCAUGUAGAGCAUUGUUAUCGACUGGUAUUGCUAACAGAGCAUUGUGUUUCAGACGUCUCAACUGGAACGUAGUGAACUUGGGAGUAACGCUACUCCCAGUUCCGGGUUCCGAUGUAGAUGGAACGCAGCAAAACAAUUCCCACAUUUCUGCACUGUCCCUCACUAUUUUGCUUUUCCCUCUUUCGACUUUCAUCACGUUAUUUCUGCUCUGCCUUUGUGUCGUUUUGUUUUUGUAAUAUUUAUACUGAACAUGUCUGAAGCCCAUAUCGCAGACGCUAUAGAUACAACAUAGGUAUGAACAUGGAAGAUGUGUUCGUUUUUGUGGAGAUACACAGGUGUCAAUACCUUCAGAGUGAAUUGAUUUGUCCAGAUUUUUUCUUGUUUUUAAUUUUUUGUCCUGAUGUGCACACGACAGUAAGGUGAAAACAUUAGGUGCACUUAAAAACACAUUUUAACAUGGGAAUUAUAUGUAAAGCAAUGUAAACCAUUGGGUGCUUUAGCUGUUGCCUUGGAGCACAGCGAAAGGAUGAAAUGGGGGUGAAUGAAAGUCUAUAUUAUAAUUUUCUAAAUUAAAAAAUACAUAUGUAACAAGAUGAGAUAAACUACCUACAAGUAACAGAGUGUUACUUUAGAGAUAAAUGUUUGUGAUGUAACUAAUAUUUGGAACUUUAAUUGCACUUGAAUUUUAUAUGUUAAACUUACGGGGGGAAGUUACAUUUGUUACCUUUGUUACGGUUUAUGUGUGUUGUUUUGAAAUGUGCCGCAUGUGGCAGCGAUGAGCGAGAGAGAGAGAGAGAAAGAUGUUUUCCUGUUGUUGCCCCGAAACAGCAAAACCCCCACAUUCAUGCACACGGCGAGGAAAAGCAUUAACAUCGCACAACCUGAGUUUGUACGUGACAAGAAAGCACACAGAGGAAAUAAACGACGGCGUAACAUUACACCACACUGCAGUGUUGCGUCUCCACGGCCCAGUCCUGCUUUCAUCCCUCACUCAUGUCCUAUAGCUGCCAGAGAGAGGAAGCGUCACCGUAACGGCUUCUUGUAUGAUGGCACCACAUACAUACAGCACUACUACAGUAUACACAGUAGUAACUAAUAUGUGCAUUCAUCAGUUUGCACUCUCUCUCCAUUACGUACAAAGUGAAGUGUGUAUACUAUGCUUUUCUUUUAUAACCCAACUAAAUGUUUUUGUGUCGUUCCCAUUGGUACUUACGGUACAUGUCUAUGAAAUGCUAUACUGCAUAUCAGAAAUGGAGACUAUAUCUGCACAAUGCGAAUGGAGUUGUGAGUGUUUGGUCUGGAGGUCAGUGUUAGGGAAAGGGACACAGUCUGUCUGAGUGUGUGUAACACUUGCUGCUUUAUCCGGUGAACAUUUUCUGUGUUUUGUUGUUUCUAAAAAAAAAAUAGCUUCCCUCCGACAAAUGAUAUAAAAACAUGUGUAUGUAACAUUAAUGUUUCUUUAGAGAAUCAGAGCUGAUCAAAACCCAUUGAUAGUGGAUGAAAUCACUAUCCUGCAUGUUUAAGCUCAUUCUUUUUCAAAGCACACUUAAGGUGUUCGUUGAUUUCAGGGCACUGUGGAAUUAAAUUUGUUGAGAUUUGCAGCAUAAAUAAUAAAGAGAAAAUCCAACCACAGUGGACAAUGAGGGGCUUAGUUUAUUGUAAUUUUCUAAGUUAAGUUUUUUGGUGUGUUGCAAACACUGGGUCGGGACCCAAAGAGGGCUCCCAGGAAAUUGCAAACAAAUUUGCAGAGGAUUCCAAACCUUUUAGUUCAGAUUUAAGAUUUUCGUCCCAAGAUUUACUUGGGAACGAUUUGUUUACCAAUUAAAAACAAAUACAGAUACGGCUGCAAAUGCAGUGUUACAUAUAUAUACAAAUUUGCUCUUGUCACGAUUAAUGUUUGUGAAUUGGGUUACAAUAGUUUGCCAUAGAGGUAACGCUGUGCACUUUGAAUAAACUGCAUUGUAUUGGAGUGGAUUAGUUGCUUAGUGUAACAUACUGUUACACUUAGUUGCUACACUUUUCUCGCACUGUGUGCAGUCAAGUCUGGAUAAUGUUUAGCUUUCCAGGCAGCCAAUCAAAUUAUUUAAUAGAAAAUUUCAGCACAGUUGUAGCCAAUUAGGUUUAUGUGUUUAAUAUCAAACAGUACACCAUCCAGAUGAGGUUGUGCUCCAUGUUGUCUGUGUAAUUGUUGGAUAGCAUGCACCCAAUUUCAGAUACUACUUCUAUGUGAAAGUCACGCAUGUAGCCAAAAUAAAUUUAGCAAUGUACACUAUCUGAAACUGACAAAACUAUUUUGACUUCAUAUCACAUAUCUAAUCACAAUGAACUGAUUGGGAUGAAUAAAAACAUUGACAAAAUGCAA